Capsicum annuum is the source of this 1165-nucleotide messenger RNA. RefSeq lists its product as uncharacterized. The record is from RefSeq and is a predicted model, not a curated record. Bases 306 to 953 code for a protein of 215 amino acids. The transcript has 4 exons. Lineage: Eukaryota; Viridiplantae; Streptophyta; Magnoliopsida; Solanales; Solanaceae.
AAAGGAGUUGUUUCAUGAUAAACACCCUCCAUCUUCUUGAUCUUAGCCGAGAAAGGUAUAACACCCUCCAUCUUCAAUCCUUGAAGUUGUGGAUCGAGUCCUCGAAAAAGUAAAAAAGAGGGUGUUAAAAAAAAUGAACUAUGGUUAAAAAAGCAAAUUCUCAAAACUAAUGGACUCUCUUGUAUUUUCAAGAAACUAGUGAUGGCACCCCAAAAAAAAUAAAAAAAUCAUAUAUCUAGGAAAUGGCGCGAUAGAACCAUCUCCAACUUUACACCUCCGAACAGCUAUAUUAUUCGCCCGCCGCGAUGGAUUUCAAAUGCUCCGAUUUGGGAAAGUGGAAGGAAGCUCUAUGCUCUUACAAAGUUCAAAUCGAGUCGCUAAAUAAGCCUAAUCUCGUCUCCCUUGAUGAUUUCUACCGGAAUGAACUUCCCGGUGUUCUCCGGCAACGGAACCCUAGUUACAUUACUACUCCUGAAUUGAAGAAGCUAAUGCAAUGGAAGCUUACCAGAGGCAAAUGGAGGCCUAGGCUGUUGGAUUUUGUAUCAUCACUUGACGAUGCUGUGGUGAGAUCUGCAUCAGAGAAGGCAUUCCAGUCUCUACCUGAUAUCAAGAAAGCUAUUUCGGAGCUCACUGUCUUGAAAGGCAUUGGUCCAGCCACUGCCUCUGCUGUUCUGGCUGCUUAUGCGCCAGAUAUUGCACCGUUCAUGUCGGAUGAAGCAAUGGUUGCUGCAAUUGGUAACUCAAAAGACUAUACUUUGAAACAGUAUCUAGUUUUGGUGGACAAAUUGCAGGCAAAAGCCAAGGAGCUAUCAGCAAAAGGAAACUCUUUUACUCCAUCAGAUGUUGAAAGGGCGCUAUGGAGUUCUGCUGUGGGUGCCAAAUCUGGUGGGUUGUCACGAGAGCCUGGGGAGGUCAACUCAAAGCGGAAGUCCAAGAGGAAGCGCAUACAGUGACUUGGAUGAUGCUGGUCGAGUUGGAUAGAUGUUGAUCAAUCAGUAAGUUCAAAGCUAUUCUUGUUCGUAGGAAUCCUAAACUGCCUGUAUAUAUUGCAAAUGCAAACCCUUAAAGGAAGUACUCUACUUUUGUUGUGUUUUAGGCUUACAAUCAAUGUCUAUAGCACUGCUAUGAGCUAUAUAUCCUAUCAACUUUGAAACCUUUUGUACAA